Molecule: messenger RNA, 960 nt
Organism: Exserohilum turcica Et28A
Lineage: Eukaryota; Fungi; Ascomycota; Dothideomycetes; Pleosporales; Pleosporaceae
Exons: 1
Source: RefSeq, a predicted model, not a curated record
ACUCCAGCAGAAGCAUCAUGCAUUUCCGAACUUCAAGAAGCGUUUGGCCCGCUUGUCGUCACCCGGCGACGCAAGUCGCAUACUGAAUCUACUACAUCCUCUUGUUCCGACACCCUUCCGCGAUGGACAGGCUCAUUCGGGCUGUUCCAUCUUCCCCGGGAGCUGCGAGAUGUGAUAUACUAUUAUUACCUGCAUCGCCCGACAGGGAUAUACUACACGGCCCAUGCCGACCAGAGUUUUUGGGAACAGAAAACAAAGAGCGACGAGAUCGCAAACCUACUUGUUGUGUCCAAGCAAGUCUAUGCCGAAGCGUCAAAGAUGCUAUAUCUCACCAAUACUAUCGUGCUAUCAACAAGCUACAGCUCUCGAGAAGAGAGUCUGAAGCCGCUGACGGGGCUGCUUCGCGUGUUCCCCGAUCGAGUGGCGAGGAACUUGACUUGGGUGCGCUACACGUACCGCGAUGUCAUCACUCGGCCAUAUGGCCCAUUGCGUUCUCGUAUGGGAAUGCAUGCCAAGCACAACACUGCCGGAGAGACGUUUCUGGAGAUUCUCAGAGACGCGCAUACCUUGACCGAGUAUUUCCCCAGGCUGGUUUUGCUGGAGGCCAAAUGGCAUCCGGAGCCUCCAGUUCACGAGUUUCUGCAACCAACGGACGAGGUGUAUAAGAUUGCGAAUUGCUGGGUGGAAGGCGUAGGCGAAAAGAGUGUUGUAGCGAGGUGGUUGAACACCAUGAGACGCUGGUUGCACGGUCACAACCUGGUACCGCUGAGCUGUGUCAGAUUUUCACUUAGUGGUUUUGGAAUAUCUGGUUUCGGGCAUGAAUUUGACUUGUUGGUCAACGAAGCGUAUAGAAGGCUGAUAAGGGAGCGGACGAUUGAUGACCUUGAAGACAGCGGGAGAUUAUGGCUGGAGGAGAUGGAGAGGACAGAGGCGAGCAGGAGGAAAAAAAGCAGGAAGAAG